Molecule: messenger RNA, 1404 nt
Organism: Pyricularia pennisetigena
Lineage: Eukaryota; Fungi; Ascomycota; Sordariomycetes; Magnaporthales; Pyriculariaceae
Exons: 3
Coding region: 1-1404 (467 amino acids)
Biological process (GO): subtelomeric heterochromatin formation
Cellular component (GO): nucleus
Molecular function (GO): histone H4 acetyltransferase activity
Source: RefSeq, a predicted model, not a curated record
AUGGCUGAAUCCGAUUUGUGGUCCGUGGAUGCCAAUUCAGCAUUGGAGCUGAGUCUAGUAGAGUCAACCGAAGAUGGCUUGACAACAGUGACCCGUUUUCACCCACGCUUCACGUACCCCCUCUUUGGUGAAGAGGAGCAAAUCUUCGGCUACCAAGAUCUGAAAAUCAACCUCCAAUACCAUGCCCCAGACAUGCGCCCUAAUGUCAAGAUCACCCACAGCAAGAAAUUCAAAUCCAUUGGCGAGACCCAGCCAACAGAUCUUGAUGCCUUGCUCCAGGAGUAUCUCCCUCCCGUCGCAUUCGCCAAGAACCGUGAUUUCCAAGAUGCAGUUCGCUUAAUGCCGGCCGACUGGACGCCCCCGGGCGAGAUUCUCUCAGAGUUUGAUGGCGCGGAUGGUACCAAGUUUGAAAUUCGCAGGUCCAACCUCGCCGACGAUGCGACGAGACAGAUCAUAGACCGCGUUCAGCUACUUAUACUACUCUUUAUCGAGGGUGGCAGCUACAUCGGCACCGAUACCAACGACUCACUCGAUCGCUGGGAUAUAUUUUUCCUUUACAACAAGAAACCCUCGACUGACGGCAACUCGCGCUACCAGUUUGCGGGAUACUCUACCGUGUACAAGUUCUUCCCACUGCAGCGCUUUCCGCUGGAGCCGAAGGAGGCGCAUAAGAACCUCGAACUGCCCUCGGAGGAGUUUCCAUUUUCAAAUCUACGGAGUCGUACUCGCAUAUCACAAUUUCUCAUCCUCCCACCGUUUCAAAAGUCAGGCCAUGGAUCUCGCCUCUAUCGUACGAUUUACGAGUACUGUCUACGUGACCCCAACGUGAUUGAGGUUACCGUGGAGGACCCCAAUGAGGCCUUUGACGACAUGAGAGACGUAGCAGAUCUGGAUUUCCUCCGCCAAAAACCAGAGUUUACCAAUUUGCGCAUUAAUACAGACAUUCAGAUACCAAGACAGGGCGCCGCCCCGCGUAACGUCGUCGACGAGGUCAAGUCAGAAGAGGUGCGUUGCUUGUACAGGAUCGCACCGAGGCAAUUUUCGAGGGUAUUGGAGAUGCAUCUCAUGUCGAAACUUGCAGACACGGUCAGGCCGACUCUGGCCGACACCAAAGUUGUUGCCAAACCUACCAAGGCUGAGACACACGAGUAUGACCUAUGGAAGCUCUUCGUGAAGCAGAGACUCUACCGGCAUAACAAAGAAGUGCUGAGCCAACUUGACCGUCGUGAUCGUAUUGACAGGCUCAAUGAAACCUUGGGCAGUGUGGAACUCGAGUACGCUCGUAUCUUGGCCCUUGCUGACGGGCGGUCUCGGGCCGCCACUUCAUACCUCAAGCGCAAGCUGGAUGAUGACGAAGACGCAGGGGCAAGCUCAAGCAAGAAGGCGCGGAUUGAGGAUGCAUAA